UUUAACGUUUUAGUUGUCGUUUGAAUUUCCAGCGGUGCGGUUGUGUUUUAUUUUGAGAACCGGUUUGGCCAUACUAAAUUGAAUUGGAAACGUGACGUGCUGCGUCGUACGCAAACACAAUUUGAAACUGUUUACCCAUUUAAGUGAAUAAAGUUUUUGUCAAAUAUUAGCAUAGGCCAAGGGCUGUCGACACACGCGAGUGCAUAGAAAUCGCAUCAGCAUACAUACAUUUAAUUGCAACACAAAACCCACACACAAUAGAAUUGCGCAACAUGUUGCUCUGGCUGCUUAUCUUUGUGGCGCUGCUGUGCGGCUUUAUGUUCACCAAGACAACUAAGGGCAUACCCAAGUCCUGGUUCGAGUGGAAGACUGAGUUUCGCUAUCAGUAUGUAGGCAUUGUCGGACUCAUUCACGAUGCACAAUACGCCUCCAGGGAUCGUGUGGCACUUUACAAGCAACCGGAUCGUAUUGCUGUCAUCACGGGCGGCAAUCGCGGCAUUGGCCUGCGCAUUGUUGAGAAAUUGUUGGCAUGCGAUAUGACAGUUAUAAUGGGCGUACGAGAUCCGAGCAGUGCCGAAACCGCCGUUGGUGGCAUUGUCGAUCUCAGCCAGACGAAAGGCAAACUUAUUUGCGAACAGCUCGAUGUAGGGGAUAUGAAGUCGGUGCGAGCCUUUGCCCAGAAAAUUUCGCAGAAAUAUCCCAAAGUUGAUUUGCUGCUAAACAAUGCGGGCAUUAUGUUUGCGCCGUUCAAGCUGACUGCCGAUGACUACGAGUCGCACUUUGCCAUCAAUUACCUGGGCCACUUCAUGCUCACCCACCUGCUGCUGCCCAAGCUGCGAGCAGCGGGUCAGGCGGGCAGGAACGCGCGCAUUGUGAACGUCAGCUCUUGCGUGAAUCUCAUUGGCCGCAUCAACUACAAGGACCUCAAUGGACUCAAAAACUAUUAUCCCGGCACUGCAUACAGCCAGUCGAAGCUGGCGCAGAUUCUGUUCACGCGCCACCUGCAAACGGUGCUGGAUGCGGAAAAGGCUCAUGUGCAGGUGAACGUGGUGCAUCCGGGCAUUGUGGACACGGAUCUGUUUGAGCACUCGGCCACGACGGCAGUUCCAUUCUUCAAGAAGAUGUUCUUCAAGACGCCGGAGCGAGGCGCCCGCACCGUCGUCUUCGCUGCCAUAGAUCCAUCCAUCGAGGGCCAGGGAGGCACCUAUCUGAGCAACGGCGGCAAGGGACCCUUCCAUGCGGACGCCAAGCAGCCGGCCAAGUGCGAGAAGCUCUUCGAGCACUCCUGCUCACUGCUGAAGAUCAAGCAGUACGGCAACGGCGAAUACCCACUCUAAUAGACGCAGCUAAUUUUGAAAUUUUCUAACAUUCCCCAACUGGUGCAACGUAAUUUUCUUCUUAAUAUCGUCUUUUAUUAAAAUAACACAAUUUGUAUAGCUAAAAUGUUUUUGUUUUUGCGUGCCUUCACUUAAAGCCGGAUAAUGCCGGAUAAAUGUGGAUAACAAGUUAUAGCUCAAAAUGUAUUCGAAAUCAAUUACGAAUUGUUUCCAAAUAAAUAUGUCACGCUACUCAGAACAUUCGCUCCGCACUGAAAUCUAA
This is a messenger RNA of Drosophila hydei, 1599 nucleotides long. Its product is annotated as dehydrogenase/reductase SDR family member on chromosome X. The transcript has 5 exons. NCBI's taxonomy places the organism in Eukaryota, Metazoa, Arthropoda, Insecta, Diptera, Drosophilidae. Bases 273 to 1337 code for a protein of 354 amino acids. The record is from RefSeq and is a predicted model, not a curated record.